AUGAACUCUCAGACUAGAUUGAUCUCCAAUCUGCGCCUCCUUAUCCCUCGCCUGCGCCUCCUUCAGAAAAAGGACACCGCGUCAUCCGUUGUCCAACGUCGCGAGCUGUCCCAGCUUCUCAGCGAAGGUCGCGAAGCGUCCGCACGCAUCCGAGUUGAAAAUGUCAUCGCGACCGAUAUUGCUGUGGAGGUGAUGGAGAUGGUUGAAUUGUACUGCGAACUGCUGCUGGCCCGUGCAAACGUGUUGGACCAGCUUGCAUUCGGAGAGACAGGGACGCGCGCCAGGUUGCGCGCCAAGGAACUCUACAAGAAGCAGACCCUCACCCAGGCAGGGAUAUCGGGGGCGUCGGUUGCGUCAGAGACAUCUGGAUCCAGAUUUGGGUUUUCUUGGUUAGGAGGCGGGCAAAAGAAGGAGCCCAUCACGGCAGCGUCUCUCGCGUCUGGUAGUUCUCCAGAAGGCGGCGAUGGGCUCAGCGAAGAGGAGAAUGUCUAUAUGGAUACCGCUCUAGAUGAGGCAGCUGUUGCCAUAUUUUAUGCCUGGCACCGUUUCCCGCAUGAAUUACGUGAAUUGACCAUGCUUCGCACGAUGCUCGGUGAGCGAUACGGAAAGGAAUUCAUGACAUUAGCCCAGGACAACAAAGUGGACUCUGCAAAAGUACCCGAGCGAUUGUUGAAAGGACUGCGCGUGCGCCCACCAGGGCAGGAACUUGUUGAGAAUUACCUGCACGAAAUUGCGAAGGCAUAUGGGGUUGAAUGGCCGGCUGGCGGGGACUUGAAUGUACAAGAGGAGCUUGGAGAGGCUCCGCCCGAAUUUGUCGACUAUGAUGGCGGUGGUGACCAAGGCUUCGACCUUCCAUCAACUCCGCACAAGCAGCAUCUCGAUGCUGCAUCGCGACCCAAUCUCGCCGAAGUCCGACGCGCUUCCGAGACUAGCGAAUUGACCAAAGCCACUCCUCCGCGCGGUCCCGCGGCCGGUCGUAGUCCGGUCAGCGUUGCUCCACCGGCUCCUCGAUCCGAUAAUCUGCAUCCUCGCGUGAAGGUGCCUGGGUCCGAAGAAGAGAGCAGUAGCCCAGACAAGGCAGGUGUGGGCUCCCAGAAGAGCAGUGGCAAUGGGAUUCCCGAGCUUGAUGAGCUGACACGCCGAUUCGCCGAUUUGAAGCGAAAACCGUGA
This is a messenger RNA of Penicillium macrosclerotiorum, 1170 nucleotides long. Its product is annotated as IST1 family protein. Lineage: Eukaryota; Fungi; Ascomycota; Eurotiomycetes; Eurotiales; Aspergillaceae. Bases 1 to 1170 code for a protein of 389 amino acids. Gene Ontology annotation, biological process: protein transport. The record is from RefSeq and is a predicted model, not a curated record. The transcript has a single exon.